GUGACCACUUGUUCACAUGGUUUCAAGGUACAAUGAGGCACCUUGGCACUUGGAAACAUUGGCUUUGGGUAACAAUGUUCCUGCUUCCUGCUUCCACUUCUGUGACUGUCAGGGACAAGCCAGAAAAAACAUGUCCUAUACUGAGAGCAGAAGGACAUCAGCUUACACAAGACAACAGAAAUAAACUUGAAGUUUCAGGUUUUGAUCUAGGAGAGAGCUUUUCUCUGCGACGUGCAUUUUGUGAAGGUGAUAAAACCUGUUUCAAAUUGGGAAGUGCACUUCUUAUUAGAGAUACUAUUAAGAUAUUUCCCAAAGGCCUUCCUGAAGAGUUCUCUGUGGCAGCCAUGUUUCGUGUACGAAGAAGCACCAAGAAGGAACGGUGGUUUUUAUGGCAGGUUUUAAACCAGCAGAAUAUGCCACAGGUUUCUAUAGUAGUAGAUGGAGGAAAGAAGGUGGUGGAAUUUAUGUUCCAAGUUGCCGAGGGAGAUGUGUUGAACUACGUUUUUAAAAAUCGAGAACUCCGUCCUUUGUUUGAUCGUCAGUGGCAUAAACUUGGCAUUGGGAUACAGUCUCGGCUCAUUUCACUCUAUAUGGAUUGUAAAUUAAUUGCCAGCCGACAGACUGAUGAAAAGGACACUAUAGAUUUUCGUGGAAGGACAGUUAUUGUGGCACGAGCUUCAGAUGGCAAGCCUGUGGACAUCGAACUCCACCAACUUAGAAUCUACUGCAACACAAGCAUCAUAGCUCAAGAAACCUGUUGUGAAAUAUCAGACACUAAGUGCCCGGAACAGCAUGGCUUUGGAAGUACUGCGUCCUCAUUGGUAACUGCUCAUGCCAGUAAACUCUCUGCAUAUCUGCCAGCAAAGCAGGAACUCAGCGACCAGUGCCAGUGUGUUCCGAACAAGGGAGAAAAAGGACUACCAGGAGCUCCGGGUUCACCUGGACAGAAAGGAGAUAAAGGAGAAUCGGGUGCAGUUGGUAAUAAAGGUGAAGUUGGUGCUCCCGGAAUUCCUGGGGAAAAGGGUGAAAAUGGUUUACGUGGUGUUCCAGGCUUACCUGGUCAAAAGGGAGAGCAAGGUUCUCAAGGGAGCAAAGGAGAAACCGGUGACAAGGGUGAGCAAGGAGCAAAAGGAGAUCCCGGUCUGGCUGGCCUUCAUGGACAAGAUGGUUUGAAAGGUGAUUGGGGUCCUCCUGGUCCACCUGGCCCAAAAGGAGAAAAGGGAGAUACAGGACCUCCAGGACCACCAGCCUUAACUGGUUCGCUGGGAAUGCAAGGUCCCCGAGGUCCUCCUGGAAAAGAAGGGCAAAGGGUAAGUACAUCUGGAAUAACUGGCAAGCGUUACAAACUCAGGGGUUCCUCAUUUCUGAACACUAAUAGAGAUGAAACCAAAAUAUCAUUAGCAGAUGGGCAUGAGGGGAGUAUCAGCUACCCAAAGGCUGAAAUGGGAGACUGGAGGUUUCGACACAGAGGUUUUAAAUUCAGAUAA
Molecule: messenger RNA, 1487 nt
Organism: Tupaia belangeri chinensis (Chinese tree shrew)
Lineage: Eukaryota; Metazoa; Chordata; Mammalia; Scandentia; Tupaiidae
Product: collagen alpha-1(XIX) chain
Exons: 15
Coding region: 33-1487 (484 amino acids)
Molecular function (GO): G protein-coupled receptor binding
Source: RefSeq, a predicted model, not a curated record